AUGGUCACGACGACGCCUACAAUCUCAAGACAACGCCCUGGCUCGGCCUGUGAGGAGUGUCGACGGCGAAAAGUGCGCUGUGACCGUCGCCGGCCUCAGUGUCAGGUGUGUUUCGAGACAGGGAUUGAGUGCAAGAUCAACACCACCAGAUUGCCUCGGGGACCUCGAAAGGGCCAGUUGCGUACGCUGCGCACAAGAAUUGCUGCCCUAGAGCGCUGCCUCGCAGAUCAGCAUCCCGAAAUCAACCACCAGAUGGCGAGUCUAUUUGACGGCACGGUACUUGACUGUGACUCGGAGGAUGAUCCCCUCCGGGACCUCACUUCACUGUCUGAUUCGAUCCCGGUUUCCGUACCUCUAGAUGCUCAUCCCACCAUCUCAUCCAUCAAGAUCCAAUCACCAAGAACACCAGAGUCGUUACCACGGUCGACAGGCCUGGUCUCGGAACUGAUGCGAGCUGAACUUGACCAACUGUAUUUCGAUCGGGUGCAUCCGUUCGCGCCUAUCCUCCAGCGCUGGCGCUAUCACGUUUGGGCUCGCCAACCUAAGAAGUCCGAUAGCCAGGUCUGUCUACAAUAUGCUAUGUGGACGGUGGCAGCCUCUCUUUCUGCCCAGUUUCAGGCUCUACGCGAUCAGCUGUACACCGAAACACGAAGAAUUCUCGAUUCCUUAGAUCGACCGGAUAGUAUAACAAUGGUCGCAGGGCUGGAACAGGCCCAGGCAUGGAUUCUAAUUGGGCUCUACGAGUACAUGCAACGGUCGGCUCUCCAGGCCUGGAUGAGCAUAGGAAGAUGCUGCCGACUGGUAUUAGGGAUGCGGCUCUAUGAGCUGAAUGAUUCCACCAACCCGGUGACGAUGGCACGGGAACAGGAAGCUAUAUUGGUGGACUGGAUCGGGCUGGAGGAGCAGCGCAGGACUUUCUGGAUGGCGUACUCAUUGGAUCGGUUUAUCAGUUUCCAUAAUGGGUUGCCGUUUACUCUGCAUGAACCAGUGAUCACCACCCGGCUGCCCAGCCCGGAAGAGGAGUUCCAAUGCGGGCAACCAACCCUAACACCAUACCUACGCGAAGUUAUGAACCAGCAUCCUCACCUUCAUCAUCCAGUCCAACCCAAUCUAUACCAAUAUCCCCAUCUUCAUGCUCAGCAACAUCCUCACAUCUACGCCAUUCCUCAUUCCCCGACUUCACCCACCCACCUUACAAUGGCCUUUCCACCCGUGGCAACACCAACCAACCCCACAGCAACACCCGUCCUCAAUCACGAUCUCAAUCAAGUCACAUACUCGAGCUUCACCGAAUUCAUCCUCCUAGCCACGAUUGUCGGUCGAGUCCUCUCGCACCGCCAAGCUCUGGUGAUGGAGCAACCCUUCCAACCGUUUUACCCGCCUCUUUCCCCCACAAGUCCCCACACCCCGAUUCCAAAUUCGCUUGAUGCCUUCUGGAAUCGUCAUCACGCUCUUCAUGCACUCCUCAGUGCCCGAAUUCAAUCCCUUUCGUCCAAUCCGCAGGCUCUGGAUGAUCCCUUAAUCAUGUUCGCGCGCAUCGUUGCGCAAAGUAUGGUGCUGUUCCUGCACAACGUUCUCGAGUCCGUCGCGUGGAAGUCUGGUGGGGAUCAACUACUGGGUAUCAUUGAGGAUGAGCGGCUGUGUGUGCUAGCCGCGCAUGAGGUGGUAGGGUUAGUGAAGGUGCAAGGACAGUUGGGGUAUUUUAAGGUCCACCCUCUCACCCCGAUUCCCUUGAUGAUGUGCACCGAAUUUCUGACUGCUCAUGCGUACCUUGAUCCCUCGUUCGAGGUCAAGUUGCAUGAGCUGCUGGAGUGCCUGGGCGACCUGGAAAGAGUGAAGAACCCCGUGCAAAGUCCGACCCUGUCCGUGGUUUAA
Molecule: messenger RNA, 1875 nt
Organism: Aspergillus japonicus CBS 114.51
Lineage: Eukaryota; Fungi; Ascomycota; Eurotiomycetes; Eurotiales; Aspergillaceae
Product: fungal specific transcription factor domain-containing protein
Exons: 6
Coding region: 1-1875 (624 amino acids)
Biological process (GO): regulation of DNA-templated transcription; DNA-templated transcription
Cellular component (GO): nucleus
Molecular function (GO): DNA binding; zinc ion binding; DNA-binding transcription factor activity, RNA polymerase II-specific
Source: RefSeq, a predicted model, not a curated record